Anastrepha obliqua is the source of this 387-nucleotide messenger RNA. Its product is annotated as putative nuclease HARBI1. The record is from RefSeq and is a predicted model, not a curated record. The coding region runs from base 112 to 378 and encodes 88 amino acids. Lineage: Eukaryota; Metazoa; Arthropoda; Insecta; Diptera; Tephritidae. The transcript is spliced from 2 exons.
GAAGGACUUAGGAGAACAUAUAUACCUCCAAUUUUGAGGCUAGCUGCAACGCUGGAGAUAUUAGCAGGUGGCGGUUACCAGUGGCAAACUGGCGGCGCACACACACCAGCAAUGGGGCAUAGUACUCUGUCGAAGAUAUUUCGCAGCACAUUAUCGUCGAUGGAAGAAACUCUAUGCAACCAAUGGAUAUCUUUCGAAAAAAACUUCCAGCCGUGCAAAGAGUGGUUCCAUGAAAAAUAUAACUUUCCGGGAAUUGUUGGUGCCGUAGAUGGUACUCAUUUAAUGCUGUUGAGGCCUAUUGAGAACGAACAUAUAUACUUCAACAGGAAAGGAAAGCAUAGUAUAAACGCGAUGAUUGUAAAUAUAUACUUACACUAGCACUUAAUC